Molecule: messenger RNA, 597 nt
Organism: Saccharomyces kudriavzevii IFO 1802
Lineage: Eukaryota; Fungi; Ascomycota; Saccharomycetes; Saccharomycetales; Saccharomycetaceae
Gene: IGD1
Product: Igd1p
Exons: 1
Coding region: 1-597 (198 amino acids)
Source: RefSeq, a predicted model, not a curated record
AUGCCGGACCAUCACUUAAACGCGCCCGGGGUGAGCUCGUCCCCCAGUUUUGCAAAGUCGCAGGACUUCCUCAACAUCGACGAACCGCCUUCCGCACAGGAAACGCCCAGCGUUUCCACGUUCAAUCUCCCGGGCCCGAGCGCUCCCGCUCCCGCUCCCGCUCAAAAUGUGGACAAGCCUGCCCCCAUGAUGAGACGGCGCUCCACCAACUACAUGGACGCGCUGAAUUCCCGAGAACAGGCCCGGGAGGGCGAAAGUAGCUCCGAAGAGCACGCCCCGGCUGCUGAGCAUAGGGGCAGCGGACCCAUGGAUUUCCAAAAUACCAUCCACAGCAUGCAGUACAGGGCCACUAACGAUUCCGAUCUGAGCCACGUAGGCGUGGACAUGGGCGACUCCAUCUCGCACCCGCCCGUCCGUUCCCGCACCAGUAACAAACCUGUCUUCAAGGACGCGUACCUUGACAGCAACAGUGGCGACAGUACGAGUGUUCCACGCGAUUCUGCUCCGCAGCUGGGAACGCGGAGGAAGUCGUCUUUCAAGUACGAGGACUUCAAAAAGGACAUCUAUAACCAGCUUCACAUGUUUGAAGACAAGUAA